Molecule: messenger RNA, 963 nt
Organism: Aspergillus heteromorphus CBS 117.55
Lineage: Eukaryota; Fungi; Ascomycota; Eurotiomycetes; Eurotiales; Aspergillaceae
Exons: 2
Coding region: 1-963 (320 amino acids)
Source: RefSeq, a predicted model, not a curated record
AUGCACCUCCCAUCCCCCACAUACACCUUCUCCAUCCCGUCUCUCCACGACGGCACCCGUCUCGACUGUCGCCUGUAUCUCCCGCCCGACCUACAAUCCUCAUCCUCAUCCUCAGCAGCAGCGGUGUGCGGGGCGGUGGUCGCGCACCCCUACGCGCCCCUCGGGGGGUGCUACGAUGACCCCGUCGUGGGGUUUGUGGGAGGGGAGGUGCUGCGCGCGGGGUGUGUGGUGGGGACGUUUAAUUUUCGUGGUGCGGGUGGCUCGGACGGAAGGACCAGCUGGACGGCCAGACCCGAGUUGGCGGAUUAUGUCUCCUUCUACGCGUUUCUGCUGCUGUAUUUGCAUUUUGUGAGGGGGAGGUUACUGGCGAGGGGGGGAGAUGACUCUGGGAGCAGUACUGUCGAUGUUGAUGCUGAGGUUCCUGGCCUUCGCAUCAUCCUGGGCGGGUAUUCGUACGGCUCGAUGAUCGCGUCGCAUCUCCCCCGGCUGGAUGCCAUGGCGGAUCUGGUGCGGGACGGCUCCCCAGAGACUCCCAUCCACGAGAUCUACCAGAUUGCAGAGAAGCUGUCGCUGUGUCUGACUCCCACCCCGUCGCCUGCGUAUCGCCCGGCCACCAGGGAGGAACUGAGACACGCCGCGGACCGCAUCGCCGGAGCGGCCGUGUCGUAUCUUCUGGUGUCCCCGCUUCUGCCCCCGAUCAACCUGUUUCUGACGCUGUUCUCCCGGUUAUCGCCCCCGCCCGCCGACCAGCUGCGCGCGCAUGAGACGCUGGCUAUCUUUGGCGACCAGGACAUGUUCACGGCGGCCAGUAGAUUGGGGGCGUGGUCAGCCGAACUGGCGCAUGGCCCGGGCAGUAGAUUCCGGGCGGUUGCGGUCGCGGGCGCGGGGCAUUUCUGGCGAGAAGAGGGGGUCGAGUCUCGGGCGCGGGAGUCCAUCCGGGACUGGCUGCGUCAGAUGUCGUGA